GGAUGGAGUAAUUUUCUUCCGUUCACUUCCGUCUCUUCGACACCACCCAACUACGAUGAGGAUGAGUGACCCGCGGCGAUGCGCUCCCUGGUGGCGACGGAUGAAUUGCGCACAUAGCCACGAGGUCGACGGAGUAUGAGUACCGAGGUUAAACCGGCAGCGCAUUCUGCAACCUGUUUAGUUGAAGUUCACUGAUUGCCUUCAAGAAAUCAAAGAUGUUCGCGAGACAGAAACGUUGAUGCAGGCAAAUAUGAAACACCGACGAUUUGUUUUCUUGUUCGAAAUUGGUGUUUUGUUUUGUGCACAAUUUAUGUCUUAAGCACUUGUUCGACUAGAUGAGGAAAUCCUCCACAGAGACGAUGGUGCAAACACGCAGUAACGCCAAUAUAGGUACCGGAGUUCCCCAGCAGGGGGAGAACAGUGCCACUGGAGGCCGGAAUCCUCCCAUCACCACGGGGGAGGCUGAGGCCCUCAUUCAGAGGGUUGGGAUCACAGCCGAACAAUUCAAGGAGGUACUGGCUACACUUGCGCCCAACCGCAAGGUUGUGGUAGAAGAUGUGGCUAGGGGACCCACAGGCGGGAAGGCUGGACCUGUGGACUCCCAAGGGAAAAAGAAGAAAGUGAGGCGGUCCCAGAAGAAGAAGGCGACCAAGCCUAAUGGGAAGGCGGUGAUGGUGGAUGCGCUUUCCAGGCUGGACGAAGAGGACGAGUCGUCCUCCUUCGAGCGGAUGUCUGCUUUUGACCGUUUGGGAGAUCCCAAAUCAAAGAAACUUCGGACCUCUGCGUUCGAACGGUUGCAAGACACUCGGUCGGCCCGAAAAGGCGACUUGAGGGACACGCUCAAGGAGAAAAGAGGGGAGUCCACAGCGACCUCCAAGAUCGGUCCUGAGGAGCGACGGACGAUGGUCGAGGACAAGGGCGCAGCCGAGCUGUGGAGAAUGUACGAACAACUGGAGAAGCGGCUGGACGCCCAGAACCCCUACCGCCAGGCGGUCUUCAGUGAGGUAACGCCCUUCUCCAGGAGGAUAAUGUCUUGUCCUCUCCUGGAUAAUUUCAAAACUCCCCAAAUCAAGGCAUACAACGGGACGACUGAUCCCCAGGACCACCUCGCUCGCUUCGGGGCAAAUGUGGUCAUCACCCAUAACACGUCGGAGUGCGUUACGUUGAAGAAGGAGAUGGAUCAGCUGAUCGCUAGAGGGCCGCCUCCUCGGUCGGAGCGACCGUCCUCAAGUAACCGGACCUGGAGGAGGCCGCCGGCCCCCACGGCAGCGAUCACAGCAGGAGAACGACAAGAAGAUGGACGGCGGCAUCUAGGGCGAGAAUGUGACGUUCUAGAUGAGGAGGAAAGGCAAGGUCGUCGACACCUGGGGUGUCGGUUCAUCAUGGGAGGAAACACCGGAGGAGAUUCGGUGUCCUCCCGGAAGAAGUGGAAGAACAUGGUGUACCUGGCCGAGGUACAAAGGCCGCCGCUGCCUAAGCGGAAGAAGAAGGAACCUCUGAUCUUUACAGACGAGGAUUAUCCCCCAGUCCUCAGCCCUCACAGGGACGCUCUGGUGAUAAAGGUAGAGAUCAAUAAUGUGGUUGUUCACCGAACUUUGGUCGAUACGGGCAGCUCGGUCAACGUUAUGUACAGCAACACCUUUAAGGAGCUGGGGUUGUCCCGAAGCGACCUGAAACCAAUCCAUACGCCGCUAUCAGGGUUUACAGGGGAUACUAUCGAGGCUGAAGGAACUAUCACGGUAAAGGCCGGGGUAGGAGAUGGCACCCACCGACUCUGGGUCGACGUGGAAUUUAUGGUAGUGCAGCUCGACUGUGCACACCAUCUGAUUCUGGGACGACCAGGGUUGGAGGACCUGGAGUGCGUAAUCUCCCCCGUCCACUUGUGCCUAAAGUUCAACACUCCCACAUGGGUGGGGAUAGCAAAGGGAAACAAAAGCCUGUCACGGUCGUGCUACGUUAGGGCGACCAAGAGCCAAGCCCGGGUCGACGAGAAUGUGAGUACGAUCUGCGCCGCAAUCCAGAAGGAGGGGCGACCACGAGCUGAACCGGCGGAGGAGGUCGAAGAAGUUUCUUUGGACCCGGUCGAACCAGAGCGGAAGGUGAAGGUAGAGGAUAUGCCAGGGGUCGACCCAAAAAUCAUCUGCCAUAGAUUGGCAGUGGAUCCGACCCACAAGCCGGUCAAACAGAAGAAGCGUUUCCUUUCCUCAGAACGGAGAGAGUUUGUCACCAAGCAGAUAGAGUUUAAGCCACGACCGGCGAUAAAGGGGCAGGCGUUGGCAGAUUUCGUGGUAGAGUGCACAGCAAGAGAGGUGGAGUCUAGUGGAAAAGAACCCGAAGGGAGCUGGUGGACGGUGUACACUGAUGGUUCGUCCGCGACUGAUGCUUCCGGAGGAGGCGUCGUGGCGAUAUCACCGGAAGGGUUCAAAGCAUACUACUCCGUUAGAUUCCGGUUUAAAGUCUCAAACAAUGAGGCUGAAUACGAGGCUCUGCUUUGCGGUUUGAGGCUAGCAGCUUCAUUAAAAGCUGAACGAGUUCGAGUCCGGUGCGAUUCCAAGCUAAUAGUAGGUCAUGUCACUGGAGAGUUUGAGGCCAAGGAUGAGCGAAUGAAGAAGUAUAGAGACAUCGCCCUGGAAUUGCUCAAAGCGUUUGGAGCGUACCGGAUAAAGCAGGUACCUCGAGAAGAGAAUGCUGAGGCGGACAUCUUGUCAAAGCUGGGCCUAGAUUCCCCAGAUCAUAUCAAGGCAAUGGCCCAAGGAGAAGAAUUGCUCGAACCAAGCAUCAGUCUCGGACAAGUAUUGGUCAUCACACUCAAGGAGCCAGCGGAUUGGAUUGAUGAGAUUACCAUGUACCUCCUUGAUGGGUCGCUACCUACCGACCCAGUCACGGCGAAAGUGGUAAAACGGCGUGCACCCAGUUACACGCUGGAGUGCGGUCGAUUAUACAAGCGGUCGUACAAUGGGAACAACACAUACCUGGUGGUCGCGAUCGACUACUUUACUAAGUGGGUUGAGGCCGCUCACGUGCCGACCAUUACUGCAGAACAGAUGACGAAGUUCGUUUCCAAGCAAAUCUUGUGCCGAUUUGGGGUGCCCCAGCAGAUCAUCACCGACAAUGGAACCCAAUUCGAGGCCAGAGGGUUCAAUGAGUUUCUACAGAGCUGGGGCAUAAAGCACAGCUAUGCAGCGGUCGGGUACCCUCAAACCAAUGGGCAGGUCGAGAACACUAAUCGCACUAUCGUGGACGGUCUCAAGAAGAAGAUAAUGGAAUGCAAAAGUGCCUGGGUGGAGGAAUUUCCCUACAUUUUGUGGGCCUACAGAACUACCCUAAGGAAGGCCACAGGUGAAACUCCUUUCUCGCUCACAUAUGGAUUUGAAGCAAGGGCUCCAGCGGAAACCUCUUUGUUGAGUUAUAGAGUGGAGACGUUUGAUGCUCAAGAAAACGAAGAGAACUUGAGGGCAGAACUGCACCUCAUUGAUGAGCGUAGGGAAAGGGCAUACAUGCGGGCAGAAAACUACCGCCGGCAGGUCAAGUCAUAUCACGACCAACGGGUGCGACCAAGGCAGUUCAAGAUGGGCGACUGGGUCCUUCGAAAGAGGGAGCUCAGCCGGCCGACCGACGGGGGAAAGUUUGCUAAAAGCUUCGAAGGGCCAUAUAUCAUAAAGGAGGUGUUGGCUGAUGGGACGUUUAGGUUGCAGACUCCAGCCGGUGGCGACGUUCCGCGAGCAUGGAAUGCCGCCAACCUUAUAAAAUUUUAUCAAUAGAUUGUAUUCCAGCCAUGUCUCUUUCUUGAAGUUUAAUAAAACCAGCUUUCUGGCACAUCUUGUCUUCAAUUCUCAAAAAAAAAAGAAAAAGAAAAGAGCGACCACAAGAGGUCGCUAAGCUUAAGCUCGCUAAGCCUAAACGGU
Molecule: messenger RNA, 3905 nt
Organism: Cuscuta campestris
Lineage: Eukaryota; Viridiplantae; Streptophyta; Magnoliopsida; Solanales; Convolvulaceae
Source: the annotation of a GenBank genome assembly